Molecule: messenger RNA, 1107 nt
Organism: Solenopsis invicta (red fire ant)
Lineage: Eukaryota; Metazoa; Arthropoda; Insecta; Hymenoptera; Formicidae
Exons: 3
Coding region: 1-1107 (368 amino acids)
Source: RefSeq, a predicted model, not a curated record
AUGUGGCCUGAACAGUUCAAUUUAUUAGUAAAUUUGCUUCAUCCUCAUAUUAAGAAAAACAGCAUUCGGACACCUCUUCCUUCAGAACUGCGCUUAGCUGUCACUUUGUUAUAUUUAUCUCAGGGUGAUAGCGCUAAAUUAAAACAUGCAGAAUUUAGAAUAGGCAAGUCAACUGUUCACAAAAUAGUAAAUGAGACUUGUCAGGCGAUUUGGAUAGCGCUACAACCUAUUGUUUUGAAACCUCCCAGUAAAGAAGAUUGGAAAUCCUUCAGCGAAGAAUUUAUGAGAAAGUGGGAAUUUUCAAAUUGUCUGGGAGCAAUAGAUGGGCGUCAUAUGAGAAUUCAGGCACCACUCAAUUCUGGAUCGACAUUCUACAACUAUAAACAAUUUUUCAGCAUAAUACUGCUUGCCAUCUGCGAUGCAUCAUAUAAGUUUACUUGGGUUGACAUCGGGCAAUAUGGUUCUAUAAGUGAUGGUGGAGUGUGGGCUAACACUGACUUUGCAAAUGAUAUCGCUGCAGGUAAUUUACCCUUGCCAGAUCCCACACCACUUCCAGAAACAAAUAUUCCUUUUUCCUUUGUGUUUAUUGGUGAUGAAGCUUUUCCACUUUCAACAUAUAUGAUGCGGCUCUAUCCUCGUAAAAAUCUGACUGAUGACAUGAGGAUUUUUAAUUAUCGCUUAUCACGUGCACGGCGUACGAUAGAGAAUGCCUUUGGAAUUUUGACUGCACGAUGGCGUAUCUUGCACAAACCUCUUUGCAUGUCAAUAACCAACUGUGAAAAUGUGUUGAAGGCUCUCGUCUGUCUACAUAAUUUUAUUAUGUAUGGAGAAAAACAAGAGAAUAUGAACAAUCGUCAAUAUUGUACAACAGAUUUAAUUGUUACCGAGGAGCGUGAUGGCAGCAUUAGAGAAGGACAGUGGAGACGGCACUUUUCCUCACAUUUUGCUGAACUCGGUCGAUUAGGUGCUAACCGUGCAGAUUCUGUAGCGAAAGAAAUGAGAAAUAUCCUUAAAGAAUACUUUAUUUCUCCAGUUGGUGAAGCUCAAGCUUCAUGGCAAUACGAAUACACGUUCAGAGGGGCUAUUAUUAAUCCUUCUGUAAUAUAA